This is a messenger RNA of Schistocerca serialis cubense, 1296 nucleotides long. RefSeq lists its product as uncharacterized. Bases 84 to 527 code for a protein of 147 amino acids. NCBI's taxonomy places the organism in Eukaryota, Metazoa, Arthropoda, Insecta, Orthoptera, Acrididae. Gene Ontology annotation, biological process: regulation of transcription by RNA polymerase II. Gene Ontology annotation, molecular function: RNA polymerase II cis-regulatory region sequence-specific DNA binding; DNA-binding transcription factor activity. The transcript is spliced from 3 exons. The record is from RefSeq and is a predicted model, not a curated record.
UAGUGCUUCAUGGACAGUAAAUGUCAUGCCACCUCAAAUGACAAAUCUUCAAACAGCACGGAUACAGACUGACCUUAACAGGAAUGAUAUGUUGCAAGAAAUGGAGCUUUGACACAAAUGGAAUUAGCAUUACACCAAUUUUCGCCUUUGACAGUGCACUGGUGUGCUUCAUAUUUCAUCUUCUGUGCUGUGGGGAUCAACUGCAAAUAAUUGUUAGUGCUUCAUGGACUGUAAAUGCCAUGCCAUCUCAGGUGACGUCCACAAAUCAUCCAACAUCUGGGAUACCAGCUAUGGUACCUGAAUUUGGCAGGAACAAAAUGCUUCAAGGAAUGAAGCAGUACAUUUGCAGCACAUGUGGUAAACAGUACUCUAUAAAAGGCUCACUACAGCGACAUGUUAGAUAUGAAUGUGGUGUAGAACCUCAGUUUUGCUGUCCAUAUUGCUCUAAAAGAAGUCAUCGAAAAAGCAAUCUUAGCCAGCACAUUAGACGUAAUCACUUCAGUGUGUCGUUAUGUGACAGUAUUUAGACUAAUUUGUUUAACAGAGUGCUGCGGUUAGGACAUGUCUGUGUAUUGUGUGUGAAUACUUCAACACUUUUCUUACCAUAUUUAGUCACUCCGUACACAAUACACAUCUCAUGUAUCUCUAUCAAAAGUAAUUGCAGUGCAAAUUAUAAUGGGGUAUUUAAAAAGUAAAUUACCAUUGAUUAAAAGCUUUAUGAUAAACUAUGUUACUUUUUUGGACUUUAGCAACCAUUAAAUAUAAAAACAUGUUUGGAGAUCUGUCAAUUUUUUAAAUUUUUCAACAGCUUUAAGAACUGCUGUGUGUUGUUAAUUCUUUGACAAAUAACUGUUUGCAUUUUUUCCACUACCCAGGUAUUUUAGGGGUCAGUCAUAAACCAAACACAUCCAUAUCUCCUGUAAAAAUGUCAAAUAACGUGUCUCAUGAGCCAUGUAAAGCAAUGGAACAUUCUUAUUUGUUGACUUGCUAUUAUUGUUUGCAAGAGACUGACAACAGUAAACAACUUGGAGCCAAUGUCCUCCAGCGGCUCCAAAAACAAGUACACUUUAGCAUCGUCACAGAUCUAACAACAAUUUAGGCUACAAUGUUGUAUUAUAAUAUGUUUUGCUGUAAAAGUUUCUGAUCCUGUUGUAAUUAAAAGAAGUUUCUCUUCAAAUAUUGCUGACUAUUGUUACAUAGCCACUCCUGACAUAUGUACCGAGGAUUCAUCAUCGUUAUUAUUAUUGUAAACAAAAAUACAGAUAUGUAGCUGGUAUUAGCAGAAUUGUGCUGUGU